Molecule: messenger RNA, 796 nt
Organism: Amphiprion ocellaris (clown anemonefish)
Lineage: Eukaryota; Metazoa; Chordata; Actinopteri; Pomacentridae
Gene: lamtor3
Product: late endosomal/lysosomal adaptor, MAPK and MTOR activator 3
Exons: 7
Coding region: 131-505 (124 amino acids)
Biological process (GO): cellular response to amino acid stimulus; positive regulation of TOR signaling
Cellular component (GO): Ragulator complex
Source: RefSeq, a predicted model, not a curated record
UCAACACUUUUUUAAGAGCCGGAAACAAACGAAGCCUGUCAUGUGAUUGGUGCCUCUUGUGUACUAUGUAACUAGCUUGGAAGUCAUUUAAAUACGUCGUUCUGGAUCCGAAGCUAAACCUUUAGCCACUAUGGCUGAUGAUUUGAAGAAAUACCUAUACAAACAGUUGCAAAGUGUUGAAGGUCUUCAUGCUAUUGUAGUGACAGACCGGGAUGGCGUUCCUGUUAUAAAGGUUGCCAAUGACAAUGCCCCAGUCCAUGCACUAAGACCUGGUUUCCUGUCCACUUUUGCUCUGGCCACAGAUCAGGGCAGCAAGCUGGGCCUCUCCAAAAACAAGAGCAUUAUCUGCUACUACAACACCUACCAGAUUGUGCAGUUCAAUCGGCUACCACUGGUCAUCAGCUUUAUUGCCAGCAGCAAUGCAAACACAGGUCUCAUCAUGAGUCUGGAGAAGGAAUUGGCUACGCUAAUAGAGGACCUGAGGCAGGUGGUGGAGGUGACAUAAUCUCUCCCAGACACGGAACCCCGAUUCACUGCAGAAUCACUUGUCUGGAUCACAUCCUGUUCACUGUCUUCUUCUUUCUGUCUUCAAUAGUGCAUUUAUAUGCCAUGAGAAAAUCUGUCUGGAGUUGUUUGUAAGUUCAAGUAAUUACUUAAAACGCUAGCUUCUUUGAACCUCUUUACUUGAGAAUUGAACCUUCCUGUACACCUUUUAAUAGGUUGAUUGUUGACAAUGAUUUUCUGACAUUUUCUGCAGAAUUAAGGUCUGAAUAAAAGUUUCAUUUGUGUAUCUAAA